UGAGAAUGGCUGCGUGGUGGGCUCUUGCGCUGACAGCUCUGGUUCUGACUCUGAAUGAUGGGAAGGCAGAAGCGGACCCGGUACCGUUAGUUAUUUGGCACGGAAUGGGAGAUUCCUGUUGCAACCCCUUCAGCAUGGGGGCAGUGAAGAAAAUGGUGGAGACGCAGAUUCCAGGGAUAUAUGUUCUUUCACUGAAGAUUGGCAACAGCAUCCCAGAGGACAUGGAAAACAGCUUCUUCCUCAAUGUGAAUGAGCAGGUGGAAGGUGUUUGCAAAGAGCUAGCCCAAAAUCCUGCACUGAAAAAUGGAUAUAACAGUAUGGGAUUUUCUCAAGGAGGGCAAUUUUUGAGAGCAGUGGCUCAGAGAUGUCCUUCUCCACCUAUGAGGAAUCUGAUUUCUAUUGGAGGACAACAUCAAGGAGUCUAUGGAUUUCCACGAUGUCCAGGAGAAAUUUCCCAUAUGUGUGACUUGAUAAGAAAGUUUCUGAAUCUUGGUGCCUACACUAGAGAUGUACAAAAUCACCUGGUGCAAGCUGAAUAUUGGCACGACCCAAUAAAUGAAGAGGAAUACAGAAAUGGCAGUAUUUUCCUAGCAGACAUCAAUCAGGAGAGGCAUGUGAAUGAGAGUUACAAAAAGAAUCUCCAACUGUUGGAAAAGUUUGUGAUGGUGAAAUUUCUUAAUGACACCAUGGUGGAUCCUCCCGAUACAGAAUGGUUUGGGUUCUACAAACCUGGACAAAGCAAAGAGACUAUCAGAUUACAGGAAAGCAGUUUGUAUACUGAGGAUCGUUUGGGGCUUAAGGAAAUGGAAAAAGCGGGAAAGCUGGUGUUUCUAGGAGUGGAAGGAAAUCACCUGCAAUUCUCACAAGAGUGGUUUAACAAGAAUAUAAUUCCCUUUCUGCACUGAUUUCCAUUAUUGAAAAGGUCACUAUAGCUCCAUUUUAUUUUCCCUAUGAAUAUGCCCAAUGAAAAUAUUGCAUAAGAAAUUGUUCUUUUGUUAAGAUAGCAGUUUAAGGUUGUCUAAAGUAGGGAUGCACCGAAUCCACUUUUUUGGAUUCGGCCGAACCCCCGAAUCCUUCGUGAAAGAUUCGGCCGAAUACCGAACCGAACCCUAAUUUGCAUAUGCAAAUUAGUGGUGGGAAGGGGAAAACAUUUUUUACUUCCUUGUUUUCUGACAAAGUCAUGCAAAUUAGGAUUCGGUUUGGCCGGGCAGAUGGAUUCGGCCGAAUCCUGCUGAAAAAGGCCGAACCCUGGCCGAAUCCCGAACCGAAUCCUGGAUUCGGUGCAUCCCUAGUCUAAAGCAAUAAAUUUACAGACCACCUAUUGUAUAAUCCAACAAAAGCAUUGCUAGAUAAAUUGGACUUUAAUUGAACUUUACAUUACAGGAGGAAUUGCCCUGCUGUGGGGAAUUCCAAUACAGCCGCAUUUUCGUAACUCAUCGGUCAUAGAUAUAGUGUUCUCAAAUUGUUUCCCUUUCUCAAGGCCACUUGGGUGCAAGAAUUAAUACGAGACCCCCUAAAACUAUGCAAGGAAAGGUUCUCCUGUAUUAGACACAGCCUUAGGAAAAAUGGAGGCAUAGUGACCUUUUAAACAUGUCCUAUAAAUGAAGGCACUUUAGUCAGGGAUCUUGUAAGGUUAAAAAGUAAUUUGCUCGUACUAAUGUAGAUGUAAAUAUUUUUUUAAUAAGAGAUCACAGUGCCAGAGAAACAUGUCAAUACAUUUUAACGCAGCAAUAAAAAAAAACAAUAUUUUUGGAAAGCUA
Molecule: messenger RNA, 1760 nt
Organism: Xenopus laevis (African clawed frog)
Lineage: Eukaryota; Metazoa; Chordata; Amphibia; Anura; Pipidae
Gene: ppt1.L
Product: palmitoyl-protein thioesterase 1 L homeolog
Biological process (GO): receptor-mediated endocytosis
Cellular component (GO): cytoplasm; extracellular region; Golgi apparatus
Molecular function (GO): palmitoyl hydrolase activity; thiolester hydrolase activity; palmitoyl-(protein) hydrolase activity
Source: RefSeq, marked provisional